Nymphaea colorata (pocket water lily) is the source of this 2695-nucleotide messenger RNA. Its product is annotated as protein NUCLEAR FUSION DEFECTIVE 4-like. The transcript is spliced from 4 exons. The coding region runs from base 543 to 2333 and encodes 596 amino acids. Lineage: Eukaryota; Viridiplantae; Streptophyta; Magnoliopsida; Nymphaeales; Nymphaeaceae. Gene Ontology annotation, cellular component: membrane. The record is from RefSeq and is a predicted model, not a curated record.
AAAUGAUCCCUUCAUUCUCUUUACUUUCACAAUCCUAAGAGACCUGUAGUCGGCUAUUUUCAAGUUGACGCCCCCACGUUUUUACUACCCCAAUUAAAGAAGUGGCACCGAUAUACAUGCAAUGUAAAAAAGGGAUGCCUUGAACCUGAGCCUGAGAAUGAAUCUGAACCUGAACCUGAGGAGUCUGCCACACGUAGCCGUGACGUAUCCAUUCCACCCUCCCGGAUGGACGGUCUGUCUCCUUCUGCUCGGACUUUGGUUUGCUGACAUGUGAAGAUAAGGAUCGCCUUCUCUGUCCUUUGUUCACUUGAAUUGAAGAAGAGCGAGAGAGGGAGAAAGAGAGACGAUGAUCAAAUAAAAAACUGUGGGAACUUUUUCCUGAGAUCCCCAUGACGGAGUGUUGAGCUUGAGUCCUCUUCAUUUUUUCUUUAAGCAAAAAAUGGAAGUGGGAAUGGUUUUCUGAGAUCCCCUUAAGAAGUAAUCAUCUUGACAACUCUUGAUUUUUCUGUUAACAGUUUCCUUCGCUCUGAAACGUGGUAAGCAUGAACUUCUGGAAUAGGAGAACGGUGGGUUUCUUCAACAGCAGAUGGCUUGUGUUUGUGUCGUCAAUGUGGUUGCUGUCAUGCGCAGGAAUUGGAUACCUUUUUGGCAGCCUCUCUCCUAUAAUAAAGAGCUCCCUUGGUUACAAUCAGAAACAGAUUGCCGGGGUGGGAGUUGCAAAGAACUUGGGUGACAGUGUUGGUUUCCUUGCAGGGAGCCUCUGUGAGGUUCUGCCUACUUGGGCUGCCAUCUUUAUUGGGGCUCUUCAGAAUUUAUUUGGGUAUGGAUGGGUUUGGCUGAUUGUCACGCACAGGGUUCCUACCCCGCCUAUUUGGGCUAUGUGUAUUCUUAUAUUCAUUGGAACAAAUGGUGAGACUUAUUUCAAUACAGCUGCAUUGGUCUCUUGUGUACAAAACUUCCCGAAGAACAGAGGUCCGGUAGUUGGUAUUUUGAAAGGAUUUGCAGGCCUAAGUGGAGCUAUUUUAACUCAGGUAUAUGCAUUGAUAAAUGCACCUGAUAAAGCUGCAUUGAUAUUUAUGGUGGCUGUUGGACCUACCAUGGUGGGCAUUGGCCUGAUGUUUGUUGUCCGCCCUGUUGGAGGGCAUAGACAGGUUUAUGCUUCUGAUGGUUCUAGUUUUACAUUCAUAUACAGUAUAUGCUUGCUUCUAGCAGCUUACCUGAUGGGAGUCAUGCUUUUGGAAGAUUUGAUCAACGUAAGUCGAUGGGUGGUGAUUUUGUUUAGUCUUCUGCUAUUUAUGCUUCUAUUGCUUCCUGUUGUUGUACCGCUGUGGUUGGGCUGUUAUCUACAACUUGGAUCAGAUGUCGAAGAAAGUCUGCUGAUACAGUCUCAGAAGGAUGAAAAUGAUAAAGCAACGCAAUCUGUUGAUGCCAAUGAGGUGAUUUUGAGUGAGGUUGAGGAUGAAAAGCCUAGGGAGGUAGAUUUGCUCCCUGCUGUCGAGAGACAAAAAAGGAUUGCCCAAUUGCAGGCACGUCUUUUUCAGGCAGCAGCUGAUGGUGCUGUAAGGGUAAAGAGGAGAAAAGGGCCACGAAGAGGAGAAGAUUUUACCUUGUCACAGGCACUGGUCAAGGCAGACUUUUGGCUCAUGUGGUUUUCUCUUCUUCUUGGCUCAGGGUCAGGUUUGACAGUCAUUGAUAAUCUGGGUCAGAUGAGCCAGUCCCUCAGGUAUGACAACACACAUAUAUUUGUGUCAAUGAUUAGCAUAUGGAAUUUUCUUGGACGCAUUGGUGGAGGAUACUUCUCUGAAAUUAUCAUCAGAGACUAUGCAUACCCAAGGCCAGUGGCAUUGGCUGUAGCACAGUUCAUAAUGGCAAUUGGUCACUUUUCUGUUGCAAUGGCAUGGCCUGGUGCCAUGUAUAUAUCCACUUUGCUGAUUGGUCUCGGGUAUGGAGCACAUUGGUCAAUUGUGCCAGCUGCUGCUUCAGAAUUGUUUGGAUUGAAAAGUUUUGGUGCCUUGUACAAUUUUCUCACCGUGGCUAAUCCUGUGGGUUCAUUGAUUUUUUCUGGGUUAAUUGCUAGCACUAUUUAUGAUUAUGAGGCAGAGAAGCAGGCUCACAUGCAUCACCACCACCGUGGUUCAUCAAGAAGCCUAGAGAAGGUGUUUCUCGAUGCUUUAAACUUAGAAGACUCACUAAAAUGUGAAGGCGCCAUUUGUUUCUUCCUUACUUCGGUCAUCAUGUCAGGACUGUGCAUUGUUGCUCUUUUCUUGAGCAUGAUUCUUGUGUACAGAACGAAAAUUGUGUACUCUAAUCUCUAUGGGAAAUCACAUUCAUAAAUCAGUUAGUGCAUGAACAGCACAUGGGGACUGCCGGCUGAAAGCAGGUUACGUUGCAAGUUAUAUUUGCUUCAAGUGGUCAGACACUUGCCUUAUUGUAUUCCUCGAGAGCAAAAUAGCCACUUGACAGCUCAUGCACCUAUGGGGCUAUAGGUGUUCUCCAAAUAUUUGUUCCAUCAGGUCUAUACAAAAUGCCAAUGCCUCCUCUAUGGAGAAAGUUGAUGAGAUCCACAGUUCAGUAUUUACUAUGAUAGAUGGCUUAACAGAAUUUAUGAAUUUAUUUUUUCAAAAUGUAUUAUUCCCACACAAUUUUUAUAUAAGAUGGUACAGUUUACUCUUUUCAGCAAUGAUUGAUUUUGUCA